Molecule: messenger RNA, 2397 nt
Organism: Colletotrichum spaethianum
Lineage: Eukaryota; Fungi; Ascomycota; Sordariomycetes; Glomerellales; Glomerellaceae
Product: ATPase family AAA domain-containing protein 3B
Exons: 4
Coding region: 1-2397 (798 amino acids)
Molecular function (GO): ATP hydrolysis activity; ATP binding
Source: RefSeq, a predicted model, not a curated record
AUGGGCGGUGAGACUGACAAGAUCGUCGACGACGAGACUGGCUCUAUAGCUAGCUUCGAGGAAGUUGGUUUCAGACGUGUAUCGAAGGACAGCCAAGCCUUGGUUGUUAAGCAAGUCUCCGGAAACAAGCCAACAGCAGAUAUACUCUACGUGUUGCAGUAUCUCGGUAUCGGCGGCAAGGUCCUUGACACUCGGGAAAGCGUCACUCCCUUCGAAGAGAUACCAGAUUAUGGAAAAGACGGGGACAACACUUCCAAGCACGGCAUCAAGUCCAUCCUCGAGAUCGUGACCAAGGUAUCGACCAGAAUCAACAUCAGGCGCGCACCCCGAAACGGACGUAACAACUGUUAUAACGACGGUGACGACUACUAUGAUUCGGCGUCGUCGGAGAGCGAGGAUGAUAGUGCCAUGAAGCCUGCUAGGGUUGAGCGCACGCAGAUGAUUAUUCACUCAGAAUACCUCAUCAACGCGCUAAGAGCAGUCGUGGCUUACUAUCCCAAUGUCAAUUUGCUUGGAGACAAGGUUACUAUUGAAGCCCCCUAUCGCGUCAUCGUACACCAUCGUGAGGCUCUGAAACGGUACCGUUACCACCAGCCUGGCAACCAUUCAUCAGAGUAUUCUCGCAUGACGGUAGAACAUAUAGAUGUGCUCCUCGAAUUCAUCGAGCAGACGGUGGGGGAUUCCAUUCGCAAGGAACAAGAACGGCACCAGCGCAGCGUCCCAGUUGCCACUUUUGAAAACUACUGGGUGGCUCUGAAGCCUGGUGAAGUCAUCUACGUCAAGCACGACGGCCUUUGGGAGCCACGUGUUAUCAGCAAGUUGCUACAGGAUGUCUCAACCGACGGACGUAGCCGCCACAUGAACGUCGUUUCUUGGUACCUGGAAUUUGGCCACAAUCGAAUUAUCCGCACAAUGGACCAGAUUAAUGUCCCUUCAUGGACUGGCGAGCAGGUUAUUCGCUCGCUGAACGUCAUACCUGCGCACUUAUUCCCAGAUGACCCAGAAACUAUGCUCAAGAAGCAGAUCAAGUUAGGAAAGCUGUACUGGGACCUGCUGCAGCGGCCGACAUACAUGGAAUACGAUGGCUUGCUUGUGCAGUCCCACCCAGGGUUUCGCGGAGGACCCAUGUCUCGCGGACCCUCAGGCUAUAUGACCGGACGGGUAAUUUGUGACGCCGAGGGUUACGAACGACUGAGCAUGCGUGCCCCAGAGAACCGACACGCUCCACCACCGAUGCAUCGAGGAAGACCAGGUCACCCGGUGCCGGUUAACGCACUUCCCCCGCCAAAGGACCACUUGCCUCAUUUCCUCCCACGCUGCGGCUGCGAGGAGUGUGCUGCCGAGACUGACCGCACAGACUUCUCACCAUUUGCCGACUUCGACGACAUCAGCCUCAGGGAUUCGUCGGCUCCGACCAAUGACAUCUUCUACAUCGCAUGCACCAAUAUCAUUUCAGGCUUCCUCCUUGGUGACCGACGCUGGGGUCAUCUGAACCUCGAGCACCUGAAGCCCGUCGUCACCGACCGCGAGGCGUUCAAGUACCUCGUCCUCGACGACGAGAUCAAGAUGACCGUCAAGGCGCUCAUCGGCAAGUUCGCCGCAGCCGACUCCAGCAAAGUCUCGCCUUGGGGCAAUGACUUUGUUAAGAACAAGGGCGAGGGUCGCAUAUUCCUUCUUCACGGCGCCCCCGGCGUCGGCAAGACCUGCACCGCCGAGUGCGUUGCCGAGCUGACCAACCGCCCACUAAUCUCUCUGACCUCGGGUGACCUCAGCGUCGACUCGAACGAUGUCGAAAACAACCUGUCUUACUUCCUCGACCUGGGUCAGCGCUUCGGCGCCCUGGUCCUCCUCGACGAGGCCGACGUCUACCUCGAGCGCCGCCGCGCCAAGGACAUUGCGCGCAACGGCCUCGUCUCCGUCUUCCUCCGCGCGCUCGAGUACUACCGCGGCGUGCUCUUCUUGACAACGAACCGUGUCCAGGCGUUUGACGCGGCCUUCACGUCGCGCAUCCACGUCGCGCUGCACUACAAGAACCUGACGGAUGUCGACCGCGAGCGCAUCUGGGCCAACAACUUUGAGCGCCUGGACAGGGAUUCGAACGGGCGCGUGCGAGUCGCCGUCGCUACGAGGGAGUAUGCUUACGAUUCGCGUGAUGUCCGCGCUCUGCGCUGGAACGGUCGUGAGAUCCGGAACGCGCUGCAGACUGCGCUGGCGCUUGCUGAGAGCGAGGCUGCCGAGGAGGGAAGCGAGCGGAUCUGUGUUACAGACAAGCAUCUGCGGGCCGUGGUCAAGAUGAGCCGUGGUUUCAGGGACUAUCUGCGUAGUGGUAACGUCUAUGACGGGGAGAGUGUGCUUGAGGAGAGCGAGGGCGAGGAUGAAGAGAUUUACUCUGACUGA